AUGGGCCUCGCCGCGCCCCGCAAGCGCAACAAAAUUGCACACGACCCCAACAACCUAUCAUGGUCGUCCAACGCCGCAGCCAACAGCUUCGGCCAUCGCAUAAUGGUGUCACAAGGCUGGAGUGAAGGCGAAGCGCUCGGCUCAAAGGCCUCAAAACACCACGCAGGACUGGGUAGUAAGAGCGAAAAUGCCUCACGACUGGCCGCCGCGAAAGUCAAGACGAUAUACAAAGAUGACACUCUAGGCCUAGGAGCAAAGUACCGAAGCAAAGACAAUGAGGCUCAACGUGCUGGAAUGGAUGCUUUCAUGGGCUUGCUGGGGAGGCUGAAUGCGAAAAACGCACAAGAAGAGGAGGAAGUCGAGAAGAAAGAGGAGGACAGGAAGCUGCAUGGGUAUGCGAGCAGCAGGUGGGGCAGGAUGAUGUUCGUGCCUGGUGGCGUGUUGGUGGGCGACAAGCAAUUCGGGACGAAGAAGGCAGCGCUGGAAGCAGCAGACUCAGAGGCACCGGACACACCAGUGGACACCGCAGCGGAUGAUGCUGAGUCGACGGAGGGAAGUGAAUCAGACGAAGCAAGAGCGAAACGAAAAGCAGAAAGGCGGAAGCGAAAGGAAGAGCGUCGCGCCCGCAAAGCGGCAAGAGCUAUUCGGCGAGCUGCGAAGGCGGCACGCAAAGCAGAAGCACAACCACAGUCCGCAAAGUCCUCCCAGCCAACUUCACAGACCACGUCAGAUGACGAGGAAGAGAUAGAGAACACCCUGUCUACAUCGAAGCCACGAUCACAGUCGCGAAAAGCACGGAAACACGGUCGACCUGCAUCGGAUGCACCCAGCGCCUCGGACGACCAAGCAGAGUCGAUCACUGUGAAGGCGAAGAAGCGCAAACGGAAAGCAGACGCGGAUUCACCGCCAGAGAAAGCCGAGCUACCGAGCCCUGUGCCUCGACCCGUCGUCAUAAGGAAUGCGCGACAUAUACUGCGCGGGAGGAACAUAGCGGCAAAGACAAAUGCUUUCCAGGCUGGAAAGCAUCUGGAUGGCAUUUUCUUGAAGGCGGCUGCUGCAUAA
Molecule: messenger RNA, 1062 nt
Organism: Cyphellophora attinorum
Lineage: Eukaryota; Fungi; Ascomycota; Eurotiomycetes; Chaetothyriales; Cyphellophoraceae
Product: Protein pxr1
Exons: 1
Coding region: 1-1062 (353 amino acids)
Molecular function (GO): nucleic acid binding
Source: RefSeq, a predicted model, not a curated record